Molecule: messenger RNA, 1374 nt
Organism: Capronia epimyces CBS 606.96
Lineage: Eukaryota; Fungi; Ascomycota; Eurotiomycetes; Chaetothyriales; Herpotrichiellaceae
Exons: 2
Coding region: 1-1374 (457 amino acids)
Biological process (GO): acyl-CoA metabolic process
Cellular component (GO): mitochondrion
Molecular function (GO): fatty acyl-CoA hydrolase activity
Source: RefSeq, a predicted model, not a curated record
AUGUCUCUAAGCCCGUUGCCUCGUGUGUUGCGGGCAAAAGCCCUGUGCCGAGCGCUGCCAUCCCUCACCGUCAGCAAAAACGCAGCUCUUCGCGCGUUCCACUCGAGUCCAGAUUGCCUUACCGACGGCGUUUACAAGGAGCUGACGGAAAUGCGAGUUCGGACACCCUGGAUAGAGGCGCUACGAAGGAAGAAACAAGGGGGAACCGACCCUGACGCAUCAGACGUGGAACGUGUUAAGCCCGACCUGACCCCGAAGAAGAUGUCGGAUAGUUAUGUCAGAGUUGUUCUGCCGUUGUCUCAAGAUCCGUGGCUGCUUGACACCUAUGCCAAUUACACGGGGCAGAUCCGUACGGGCAGUCUGCUCAUGGACUUGGAUGCGUUGGCUGGCGUCGUGGCGUACAAACAUACCGGUGAGGGAGUGAGCAACGUGACGGCCGCCGUCGACCGUAUCACCAUCAAGAAUCCCAUUCGAGAGAUCUGCGAUCUGGAAUUGAGUGGACAAGUCUCGUUUGCGACCGGCAGGAGUAGCAUGGAGGUGACGCUUCAGAUUGCCAAAGCGUCUCAGGAAGGCCAGCCAGUCGCGCCGGAGGACGUUUUCAUGACUUGUGCCUUCACCAUGGUGGCAUUGGAUCCGAAGACCAAAAAGCCGGUCAACAUUGCGCCGUUGGAAGUCACUACCCCGGCUGAAAAGGCUUUGUUCGCCCAGGGCGAAGAGAAUUAUCGAAAGAAAAAGAUGAUGAAGUCUUCUCAUAUUCUGGCCAAAGCCCCUGAUGCAGAAGAAUCCGCGCUCAUCCACAAGAUGUGGACGGAUUCGAUGGCGUACCGGGAUUCCCAAAAUCCAAAGCACCAGCCGCCCAAUGUGCAGGCCAUGUCGAAGUCGACCAUUCACAGCACGCAGAUCAUGCAGCCGCAGAACAGGAACCGCCACGACUUCAUGAUCUUCGGCGGUUUCCUGCUGAAAACCACCUUUGAGCUAGCCUUCACAUGCGCCGCGUCGUUCUCGCACACGCGCCCUCGCUUCCUGAAUCUCGACCCGAGCACGUUUGAGGAACCGGUCCCCGUAGGCUCGGUGCUGUACGUUUCAGCCAGCGUAUCGUACACGGAGCCGGAUCCCACGGGCGGAACCCGCAUUCAAAUCAUGGUCCGCACGCACGUGAGACCGGUCGAGCAUCAAGAUAAAGAGAGGAAGUCCACUGGCACAUUCUACUACACAUUUUUCUCGCCCGACAACAUCAGCGUCCUGCCCCAGACGUACGGUGGGUUCAUGGAAUGGGUGGCCGGGAGAAGGCGGGCGCAAAGCCUCGCCGCCACCCUCGAGGCCGACCAGCAUCCUGUUCUUGCGAACUUGCACACCGACGCCCUGACCGAGUGA